This is a messenger RNA of Corythoichthys intestinalis (scribbled pipefish), 1410 nucleotides long. Its product is annotated as Golgi reassembly-stacking protein 1-like. Lineage: Eukaryota; Metazoa; Chordata; Actinopteri; Syngnathiformes; Syngnathidae. Gene Ontology annotation, cellular component: Golgi apparatus. The record is from RefSeq and is a predicted model, not a curated record. Gene Ontology annotation, biological process: Golgi organization. Gene Ontology annotation, molecular function: protein binding. The transcript has 8 exons. The coding region runs from base 131 to 1048 and encodes 305 amino acids.
UCUGGCAUCGCUAUUUAUUACUUCUGCCUUGACCUGACCACCUGACUCUCUGUCAAGUUAGCCGCCUAGCUCCGCUAUCCCUGCCUCCAAAAUCCAAAGUUGACAUUAUUGUAGGAGUCAAACAGAAGUGAUGGGCCUCGUCCAAGGUUCAUUUUUGUCCGAUGGGGAGGCUACGAGUGGCUACCAUGUUAAUGGGAUUCAAGAUGGGUCCCCUGCUUUCAAAGCUGGUUUGGAGCCAUAUUUUGACUUCAUCAUCUCCAUUGGAAACACAAGACUUAGUAAAGAAGGCAACUUGCUGAAAGACCUGCUGAAGGCUAAUGUGGAGAAGUCUGUGACGCUUCAAGUGUACAGCAGCAAGACACAGCGGAUGAGGGAGCUGGAGGUGACCCCCGGUAAUAUGUGGGGGGGCCAAGGUCUGCUGGGGGCAAGCGUCCGCUUCUGCAGUUUUGAAGGGGCUGCUGAAAAUGUCUGGCAUGUCCUGGAUGUCGAGGCCAACUCUCCCGCAGCCUCCGCUGGCCUCAUUGCGCAUGUUGACUUUAUCGUGGGAGCUGACCAGCUGUUGCAAAGUUCGGAUGACUUCUUUUCCUUAAUUGAAGCUAAUCAGGGCAAAGAGCUGAAGUUGCUGGUGUACAACACGCAGAGUGAACGGUGCAGAGAAGUGGUGGUGACUCCAAAUGAGACUUGGGGAGGGGAAGGAAGCUUAGGUUGUGGUAUCGGCUAUGACUAUUUACAUCGUAUUCCAACACGUCCGCCUUCAGCCAGCGACCUGCCAUCUAAGGUAGAUGAUGACAAGGUGCCUUUGCUAAGUAAGGAUAAGCUUUCGGAGAAGCAUCCAUGUGAAGCCGCACAAUCAGCAGACUGUGAAUCAUCAUUCAUCCCCCAAACACCUCCUGAAUUAAACUCUGAGCUUCUGAUAAGUGAACAGGUCCACAAUGUAGCUUGUGACAAGGAGGACUGUGGGGGUCUGGUGGUCGCCACAGGGACGCGACCUGAUGUAGAGGUGGGACUUGCUGAGGCUAGUUUAGAUGCCACGACGUGCCAAGAAUGACUGGCAUUGCAAAAAUUCAUUGUCAUUGGAACUUCUUCGUUAAUGCAUUUGCUAAUUUGCACAUUUUACCUCAAAAGACUUUCUUGGAAUGUGGGCUUUCAGUUAGAACAUUCACUACACUGUUUGCAAUCUCAGGCAUCUACUGAAUCGCCUUUUUGCCUUUUUUUUUUUUUUUUUGCCUGCUUACUUGCAUUCACAUAGUAAGAAUCACCUUUUUGCCUUUUUUUAACCUACUUACUUGCAUUCACAUAGUAAGAGAAUCAUUUCAAUGCCUAAAGCUUUCAUUUAAAAAUGUUUUUUUUUUUUUUUUCAAAUUGAUGAAAAAAGUAUGUGUGUAAUGCUGCUAAUUUAACCUCCAACCA